CUUUGUUUCAGAGGUCGGUUUCAACACGGACGUAUUUUGAAUCCGCAACAAUGAUGGCGACUUCCCAUAGUCGACCAUGCCUCCAGUAUCUGUUACAUCUUGCCCAAGAUAAUCUGGACUUCAGGUUACCGGAGAUUAAGUCUCUGCUGGCUCUCAGAGGAAAACCGUUCCAUCCUGGUGAAAACUUCAAAGAAAAGUCUCCUUUCUGGUGUCUGGAUGGUUUGUCUGAGGAGGAUGCCCGCGGCAUCAUGGCCAGAUCUGUUUGUGCAAAGUCUGCCUUUGAAUUAUGGGGCCAUGGACAGACACACUGUGAACUCAGAACAUCCCUCUUGAACUACCCAUCAGAGAACAUGUCACCAUUCAUGCACAAAGACUCCACAUACCGAAUCAACGUCUACACUUUCAACAAGACUUUGGAGUUUGCAGACAGAAUUAAAAAGAUUGAUGCUUUGGAUUAUCUUCCAUUUGAGGGCACAGUGAGUCUGAAAAGCCCACAGCACAUCUUCUGCUUAUUGGAAGAUUACGGCACAGACCCCAACAACAUCCCUGAGCAUCCAAACUACAUCUACUUUGGCCGAUGGAUAGCGGACGGUCAGCGUGAACUGAUUCGCUCCCACAGUGUGAAGAACAGACACUUCAUUGGAAACACCAGUAUGGAUGCUGGCCUCUCAUUCAUCAUGGCCAACCACGCUAAGGUCAAAGAGAAUGACCUCGUUUUUGACCCAUUUGUUGGCACGGGGAGCCUGCUGGUAGCAUGUUCUCAUUUUGGAGCCUAUGUCUGUGGAACAGAUAUUGAUUACAACACUAUUCAUGGCAAAGGUCGGUCCAGCCGUAAAAACCAGAAGUGGCGAGGACCUGAUGAGAAUAUCAGAGCCAACCUGCGGCAAUAUGGAAUAGAGAAGAUGUAUUUGGAUGUGAUGGUGUCUGAUGCAUCCAAGACUGUGUGGAGGGAGGCUGCUCUGUUUGAUGCCAUCAUUACUGACCCUCCAUAUGGUAUCCGUGAGUCCACAAGGCGAACAGGCUCCCACAAAGACAUCACUAAACCCCCUGACGGCAUCUAUGUAGAGUCUCACGUCCCUGUCUCACUGGCAUACCACCUUAGUGACAUCUUCACCGAUUUGUUAAACUUCUCUGCCCACCAUCUGGUCAUGGGCGGGAGGCUCGUCUAUUGGCUGCCUGUCUACAGGCCAGAAUACUGUGAGGAGAUGGUUCCUCUUAAUCCAUGCCUCCAGCUCGUCAGUAACUGUGAGCAGACACUCUCCAGCCACACUUCACGACGCCUGAUCACCAUGGAGAAGAUCAAGGAACCAGAGGAGGAGUUAGACAGCCUGGCCAAUCUUGCAGAUCCACGCUUCAGACCCUACCAGGGACACAAUGCCUUCAGAGAGAAGUAUUUCAGUGGAUUUAACAAGAGGUGUGGCAAGGGGGACAACAAAUCUGAUUUUAAUUCAGAAUAAACAAAUUGAUUGCCUCAAGAUGAAGAUCAGAAGAAAACUCUUCAGAGUGUCUUUACUGAAAAGAGAAAACAACAAUGGUUGGCAGUGGACUCAAGAGGGAAACAAACUGUAUCCUAUUUGUCAUAAUUAUACUUAAAAAAAAAACUUUCUCACUAUUUUAAUUAUGAUUAUUUUUAUUCCUGUGCUUAGUUCUUUGCAAAUAA
This is a messenger RNA of Xiphias gladius (swordfish), 1660 nucleotides long. RefSeq names its product tRNA methyltransferase 11 homolog (gene trmt11). The transcript has 13 exons. Gene Ontology annotation, biological process: methylation. Gene Ontology annotation, molecular function: nucleic acid binding. Lineage: Eukaryota; Metazoa; Chordata; Actinopteri; Istiophoriformes; Xiphiidae. Gene Ontology annotation, cellular component: cytoplasm. Bases 51 to 1457 code for a protein of 468 amino acids. The record is from RefSeq and is a predicted model, not a curated record.